Molecule: messenger RNA, 9876 nt
Organism: Dendronephthya gigantea
Lineage: Eukaryota; Metazoa; Cnidaria; Anthozoa; Malacalcyonacea; Nephtheidae
Product: ATP-dependent RNA helicase DEAH11, chloroplastic-like
Biological process (GO): spliceosomal complex disassembly
Cellular component (GO): catalytic step 2 spliceosome; intracellular anatomical structure
Molecular function (GO): zinc ion binding; RNA binding
Source: RefSeq, a predicted model, not a curated record
UUCCAACUACCAUUCCAAUUACCACUUCGAUCAACAGGCGUGUUAACCAUUGGUGGAUUAAAAUCUGUCACAUUUUUCUUUCCUGCGAUGUACAUUCUGCAUUUUUGUACUUGUCAUUUGGAAUCACUUGGUCUUGGUUUUCUCCCAGGGAGGUUUGAUGAUAAUGUUCGAGCAUCAUGGAUUUAUCACAUGGUUCCUCACCAGGCUGGGACAACUAUAAAUACCCCCGCAAGCUAGGGCAUGCACAAGCUUCCAGGGGCAAUUUUGGUUAUCAAAGGACAAGGAAAUGCUGCAGUUGUGUCAUGUAAAACCUGAAUUAUACAAAAACUUCAACAUGCAGUUCUAUGAACUUCUAUCAUUUUCAUAUUCUGGGUUCAACGCAAAAUGCGGUAAUUAUCACGGGCGAAAGUCAUUAUGACGGGCGAAUCAAGGUGAACUAAAGUCUCUUGGUCAUAAAUGGGCAGCAAGAAUACUAAGGCGUCUAGUGAUAAGGCUCAAUCCACCUCUGCAGAAACGUCGAAAAAUGGAAAACCAGUUGAAGCAGUCAUUCCAGGGAAUAAAUGCGUGGCUGGUAUGGAGCGCAGUGAUCUCGGAAACACACAUGGAAUGUGUCGGAAUGUUGCAUCCAAAACAUCCACUCGAAAUGACAUCACAGCAGCUCCGUAUAGUCAAGUAAAAUAUUCUUUAGAAAAUAAGAAUGUCAGUUUAUCAAGAACACUAUGUGACACCACAGACGGAGGACCAUCCAAGAAGUGGCAUCAGCAAAAAAGAUCUGUCGAAAGUCAUCAACCAACAGUUGAUCAGAGAGAACUGAAAACCACUGCAAAUGAACACUCACGCAAGAUUGAAGCAACUACCGAGAGAAAAGUCACAAAAAUGGUUGAACUAAAUACCCGAACAACGCCAACCAGUGACAAUCGUCAGAUCUACAGUAACAAUUCAAAGUACAGCAUCAAGUAUAGUACGACAGAGAAAGAUCAAGAUGGAAGCAACGUUAAACAUCAGAAGACAGCUUUUAUGGUUGAUGAGGUAAAUGCUCCUGUUUCAAGCAAAUCCAACAAUGUCUCACCCUCUUAUCAUUUCUCCAAGAAAAAUGCCACAAUUCAACCUAGAGCUAUGAAUGAGAAGACGAUGCAUGAAGAAAAUCUUCGCGUGAAAGCGACCACGACAAACACUGAUUCUCCUGUCAAAAACUUCCCUAAGACGAUCACUGGCGAAAAUGCAAUCGACAAUGAAGCACAUGAUGCGAUCAAACCAGGAAAAACCUCAUACAGUGGCAACUGCAAACAACUGGGGCAGAAUUCCACCAAUCGUUACUUUCAACCAGAAUAUAAUGAACAAAUAACAUCAACACAUUCGUUCCGGAAAUACAAUACUUCAGUUAGUCAAAGGAAAAAUACUAAUGCUUUAUCUAAUAAUGGAGCACCUUUGGUCAGUAACAAUGAGUACAACAGCAAGAUUCUCGUAAAAGAUUCUCAUAAUAACACCUUGGAUGAGGCAGUUACACCAGAAUCAAUACUAUGUGUCCCCAGCAAUGACUUCACCUCUGAAAGCAUAAUACUUGCAAACGAUACACUUCUUACUGGCCUAGGGGAAGUUAAUGACAACUGUAUAGUUUCUUCUGAUAAAAGUGUUUAUGAUUUGAUGCCAUCACCCGGAGCACUAACGCCGAAGCUACAGAAUUCUUAUAAGGACAAUGAUGCUGUGUGCAAUUCAAAUAAAAUUGGUUUUACAAAUGGUGUGCAUAAUGAUUGUACUGAAAAUAGAAGAGUAGUUUCGGUUUCAUCUAACAAGGAAGAAAGUCCGUCGGAUUGCAAUGAAAUUUCUCACCCGCUUGUUAAAGGUAAAGAGAUGAAAGAUGAAAUGCCAUUAUCGGGUAAGUCUAAGGAUUUUAAAAUGAGCUUAAAAAGCACUUCGUUAAAAAAUGAAGUCAAUCAGCAUAUCAAGACGGAGAAGCAGGACGAAGUAUCCGAUGAUAAGAACGCAACAGGGUCAUUGACCACUGCAACACAAUCACGACAUUUUGAAGUUUCAUUAGAUCAUGAUUGUGUGGACGUUACAACAAGUAUUAAUAAAAAAUGUAAAGCCAAUGAAAGAGUUCCGCAACCUGCAGUUCCAAAAACCUACCAACAAGGAUGUAAAUUUGAAAGAAACCAGGUUGAGAGUUCUCAACUAGGAAAAGCAAAAAGAAAUGAUGCCGACAUUAGAGAAAAUGAUACAAACGAUGGAAUGAAGAACGAUAAUACUGCUCAAAAUAUUUCAGGUACUCUGCUAGUCGAAAAAACAGAGAACGUGUGCGAUUCAAUGUCUGUUUCCUCCAAGACUAGUGAUGUUACUGACGAAAGUAGAAAUAGUACAGACUUUAAAGAUCCAUUUGUUGUGUUUCUCUCUAACCUUCCACACUCUGUAACACCAAAAGAGAUUGUUGCUUUGUUCAAAGGAAAAUAUCCCGGCUUCAGAAAGGCUUUCAAAACUCGACAAUUCGGCGGAGCUAUUGCUGCAUUUUCAAAUGCAGAACAAGCAUUGAAUUGUGCUAAGCAAAUGAAAGGUAGCUAUUUCCGUGGACGAAAGAUCCAUGUAAAGGCGAAAAUUUCAGAUAAACCUUUGUUAGGUAGUGAGGAAAUACCAAGAAGCUAUGACAAAGUUAACGCCUGGCUUAAAAAUGAGAGUUGCCUGACACUAGCUAGUCCGUCCAAGGGAAACCAGAGAGAUGGCAAUAUUCUUUCAUCCGAUGAAAAUAUAAUCGUCGAAAAUGAGAAGACUGAGAGGAAUAUGUCUCAUGCAUAUCAUGUUCAAGAUGAACAUGUUCAAGAUGAACAUGUUGUUACCGUAAAAAAUUUACCACACUCUGUGUCCACGAGCAAACACCUGUAUGAAAUAUUCAGUAAGAAGUGUUCGGGAAUAAAAGGGACUACCCUCGUCAAACCCGGUUGUGGUGAAAUUGAAUUUGACAGCCGAAACGAAAUGGAAAUCUGCAUAAAAAUGAGGCAUACAGUCAAUGGAAAACCUCUCACUGUCUCUAUUAAGGUAGCUGAGUAUAUGCAGCAAGACGAUAUGCACAAACUGAAAAAUCAAACGUCAAGCAAUGAGAGACAGGGGGAAAACCUGAAGGAGCAACAACAACAAAAUCAACCACAGAAACAACACUCAGAAAAACGACAACAGGAACAGAAACAAGAACAACAACAGAAAGAAUACUCAGAAAAACGACAACAGGAACGGAAACAACAACAAAAUCAACAACAGAAACAACACUCAGAAAAACGAGAACAGGAACAGAAACAACAACAAAAUCAACAACAGAAACAAUGCUCAGAAAAACGACAACAGGAACGGAAACAACAACAAAAUCAACAACAGAAACAACACUCAGAAAAACGACAACAGGAACACAAACAACAACAAAAUCAGCAACAAAACAAUGCUCAGAAAAACAACAAGAGGAACAGAAACAAGAACAACAACAGAAGCAACACUCAGAAAAACGACAACAGGAACACAAACAACAACAAAAUCAGCAACAGAAACAAUGCUCAGAAAAACAACAAGAGGAACAGAAACAAGAACAACAACAGAAAAACAACAAAACAGGAACAUCAAAAAACGAAAAAGGAACAGCAACAGAAACAACAACCAAAUCAGAGACAAAAUCAACAACACAAUCAACAACAUGGCCCACAACAAGAAAAACGACAGGAACAACAUCAAAAUCAACAACAAAAUCAAAAACAAGAACGACAUGAACAAGAACAGAAAGAAAGACGACAAAAACAACAAGAACAACAAAAAAAGCCACAAGAACAGAAAUCACAACAGCAUAGACAGCAGCAGCAAAAUCAGCAAAAGGAAAAACACCAUAAACGACAACAGGAACAACAACAGGAAAACCAACAACAGGAACAACAUUGCCAACAAACACAACAAAAACAACAAAAUCAACAGCAGCAACAAAAAAUGCAACAGCUAAAACCUAAGCAACCGCACCAAUCACUUGAACAACAACAACAGCAACACCAGAAGCUAAAGAUGCCAAUCAACAAUCAUAUUGUCCAAUUUUGUGGAUUCCCUCGCGAUUGCAAUGAAGAAAACAUUCUCAGAUUUAUUAAUGAACAAUGCGACAGCGUGGAAAUUUUAAAAGUUGUUCAAAUAGAAGAGAAAUGCUGUGUGAAGUUAAAAUCACAAAGCGAUUGCCAAAAAUUACACGAAGCUAUGCGAAAAUCGUCAUAUAACGGUGUAAAAAUAGAACCAUUUUGGAAAAGACUACCAAAAGAAACAAACCAAGACAAGCCAUAUGUUGUGGUAAGAAAUUUAAAUCAAAAGUUCAAGCAAAAAGACGUACAAAAUGUUUUUAAAAACUGUCAAGGUUUUGUUGAUGUAACAAGACAAGUGAAAGACAGUUACGCACGCGUGUAUUUCGAUUCCGUUGAUUCCGCAGGAAAAGCAAUUGAUCAAAUGAACAAAUUGUGCCUUGGAGGAAAGAGUCUCGAAGUGACAGCAGCGAUUGGAAUUACAGAAGAACUGGAAUGGAGAAAAUUAGAAUGUCAGCGUGUUGAAUAUUUGAAGAAAUUGCAUGAGCGAAAAGAAGCUCUUCUUAAGCAAAAUAAUAAAAAACUGAAAGAUCUUGAAGAUCGCACCCCAGAUUUGAGUCGUCGAAAAAAAUAUAUGCCAUCAGAAGAGUUUGAUCGUCUGAAAGAAGCAAGAAAAACAUACAAAGGAAAGAAACAAGAGUUGGAAGAACAAAAAAAUGAAUUUGAGAAGAAAUAUUGCCAACUUUUAGAAAGUUUCAACAAGCAAAUUGAAGAUUACCACAGCGUUAACUAUAGAAAAGGAAUCGAGGAAGUUUUGAAAACUCAUAAAAACAUAACAGAAAGAGAAUUUAGAAAGUUUGAAGCGAGUUUGCCAAUAUAUGCCAAGCGUACAGAAAUACUGAAACGCAUCAAUUGUGGUCAAGUUGUGGUUCUUGUUGGUGAGACUGGGUCAGGGAAAAGUACUCAACUGGCGCAAUAUCUAGCAGAAGAAAAUCUAAAUGAACGAAAAAAAGUUGUAGUAACCCAACCUCGUAAGAUAGCAGCAAUAAGUUUAGCAAAAAGAGUGUCUGAAGAGUUUGGAUGCGAGAUUGGAGAAGAAGUAGGAUAUCAUGUUGGUUUAGAUAAGAAGAUAAAAAACAAGACAAUUAUCAAGUUUGUAACUGACCGUAUUUUAUUGAAUGAAGUUUUAAAAGGAGACGAUGUUGUGAAACAAUAUUCAUAUAUUGUGAUCGAUGAAGCACACGAAAGAUCUAUUCACACAGAUUUACUUGUAGCCAUGCUUAAGAAACAACUUGCUAAGUUUCCUCUUCUCAAACUGAUCGUGACCUCUGCGACGUUAAAUACUGAUAUUUUCCGGCAAUAUUUUGGUAACUGCCCCCUGGUGACAGUACCCGGGAGAACAUUCCCUGUAGAGCGUGUUUACAUGAAGGAAAGGCCAACAGACUAUGUUGGUGGUGUUUAUGAGAAGAUUGUUGAAGUGUGUCAAAGUAAAGAAAAGGGAGAUAUUUUGGUAUUCUUGACACAGCAGAAUGAAAUUGAGAAGACUUGUAAUAAGUUGGAACAGAGAUUAGGAACAGGAAACAUCAUCCUUCCUCUUCAUGGCAAAUUACAAUCAGAUGAACAACAGAAGGUUUUUGAGCGAACGCCCAAAGGAAAGAGAAAAAUUGUCGUGGCAACAAACAGCGCAGAAACUUCACUGACUAUUAAUGGUAUUCGUAUCGUUGUUGAUUCAGGCAUGGUGAAAGAACCAUCUUUUGAUCCUGCUAGAAAUAUGACCACUUUAGAGGUUAAACUUGUGAGCCAAAGUUCAGCUGUACAGCGGUCCGGUAGGGCAGGACGUACAGAGCCAGGCAAGUGUUAUUGUUUGUACACAUACGAAGAUUACGAAAAGAUGGAGAGAAAUACAAAACCUGAGAUCUUAAAAAUGCAUCUUGGAAUGGCUGUACUUCAGCUGUUAAGUUUAGGAGUCACAGAUAUCCAACAAUUUGAUUUUGUCCAAAGUCCACCAGCUGAUGCGCUGACGAAAGCAAUUGAGAGUUUGAAAAUGCUGAGGGCUUUAGACCCGGACGGAACUUUGAAUGACUUGGGAAAAGAAAUGCUUCUUUUACCGACUGAACCACAGCUUUCAAAAGCGCUUCUUGUGGGACUUGAUCGAGGAUGUGGAAAUGAAAUCAUCAUUGCUGCGGCACUUAUGUCGAGCGGUCAUGACGUUUUCUAUCGAGGAAACCUUGAGAUCAGAAACGAAUGUGCCAUUCAAAAACAAGAAUUCUGUCAGACCAGUGGUGACCUGCUGAGUGCAAUUGACGUGUACAAAAAAUGGUCAGAGAAAUCCAGGAAAGAGCAAGUUGCCUGGUGCAAGGAGAAUGCUUUGAAUUCCAAAUUACUUCGCGCUGCUCGAGAGACGUUUGGGGAGAUUAGAGAAGCGUUGUCUCAUCUGCGAGGUCGCGGCCUCAACAUGAACGUGACAGCAGAGAAUAUUCAGGAAUCUCUAAUUAAAAGUUUAUUAGCUGGAUAUUUCGAGAAUAUAGCUUGGUCAUUUGGUCAUGAUAGACUUGGUUAUAUGGUGGUAUCGUCAAAUCACACCAAUCAGACGGCAAGAAUUCAUCCAUCAUCUGUUCUCGCCAGUCUUGGUUAUCAACCUGAUUGGGUACUAUACCAGCAACUCAAGAGCUCAAAUGAUCAAGUCUUUUUACUCAAUAUCACACCAGUACAUUAUGAAUGGUUGGCAGAAGUUGCUAUGCAUAUGUUACAGUAUAUCGAUGAAGACGCCAUUGAUAAAUCAAGAGUUAUACGACGAAGAUUCCACCCAGUUGGUCCAGAGAUGGUCAAAGCUGUAAUUGGUUUUCAAGGUUCUACUCUAAAACAGAUAGAAGCAUCUGUAACUGAAAAGUAUUCUGUAUUUUGUGCAGUCGAAUGUAGCGUGGAUAAAGGAAUGGUGGAUGUUUAUACCUCAAAGGAUUCUCUUCAUUACGCCAGUCAACGUGUGAACGAUGUGAUCCAGAAAAGAAGACAUGAACUUGAUGGUUACUCAGAGGUUGUCAUUUCAAAUGUAGGGGGCCUUAAAACGUUAGUUUCAAACAAUUUGCAAACGAAAUUAAUCCUUCAACCCAGAACCUCGUGCAAAUUUGAAGUUUUUGUUGACACAAUCGACCCGAGUGAAAAGGUCGAUUCUGAUGAGGUGCGUGAAGUACUUAAUAAGCGUGGAAUGAUAAUUCAUUUUACCGUCUGGAAAGCGAAAGAUAGAAAUAGUUGUAUGAAAGGUAACGUUACUUACUCUGAUGCUCACGAAGCCGAAGAAGCAAUAAACUAUCUGGAAAAUGAACUAGAUCCGGAAGAAGAUCUGCCCUAUAAUGUUGAUAGAAUUAUGUUAAAGCCUGCCCGCGUUGAAAGUAUUUCUACCCUGGAGUAUUUCCAGCAUUCCGGUGUUAGAAUUAUAGUUAGCUGGUUUCCUUUGCCUGCUCGUGGAAUAGCUUAUAUCAAGUGUAAAAAUGACGAUACCAACGCAAUACUCGAAAAUUUAAACCAUAAUAUGGCGAACAAUUGCAAGAAAGCAUUUUUGACGAAAUCUGGCGAUAUCUGCCUGCCAAUUCAGGUGACUGAUGAUGAGUUUACAGUUAGAAAAAUACUUAACAGUUGCUGUACAAUUUGUCAAGUUGAAAGCGUCUCCAAGGUUAUUGUUCCCAGCAUUUUGAACGAAAUUAACCUUGAAGAAGAGAAAAAGGAAUUGAUUGAGUUAAUGGAAGAUUUUGGAGCUACAAAAGUUAUUAAUAUUUGGGUUGCUCAUAAGAAGGUCUGUGCAAGAGUACUGUUUGAAGAUCUGAUCACCGCUGAGGAGGUUAUUCAGGAGUUAAACGAAGAGAUGGACGAAAUCGGAGUUAGAGCAGUGUACAUAGAGUUUGAAGAGAAAGCAGAAGUCAUGUGUGAUGGAAGAAUGUUUGAAAAAAUAAAAAAAGAAAUGGAAGCACUAAAGAAAGAUGAUGUCACCAUCAGUAAUGAGCAAUGUGGAAGACGUAGAAAGAUCAUCGUGACUGGAGACGAUCCCAAGGUGGUCCAGAGUAUCGGAGUUACCUUAUCAAAUUUAGUUGCCCCGGAGAUCGUAUUGAUAGAAGAUGCAGAAACAGCCAAUGCCUUAUCAAGUGGAUAUGGGCGUUCAAAAAUCAAAGAGAUCCAGAAACAGAACAAUGCAAUGAUCUAUACCAACAACUUUGGUCGCCGUAUUCAAAUAACCGCCAAUUCAAAAGCAAAACGCCAAGCUCGGGUACAGAUUGAGAAAUUGAUCGAAGACCUGCGAAAAACCAGACAUUCAGAGAUUGAUCUACGACAUUCAGAUCGACCUGUUGGCGCAAUCCGAGAGAUUCUGAAACACUUUGGAAAAGAUCUUAACAAACUUGUUGAAGGGGAAGAUUGCCAAGCUUCAAUGGAGAUCAGACGUCGAAAACUUGUUUUACAUGGUUCCAAAGAAGCUGUUAAUAAAGUUCAAAAUAAAGUAGAAGAAUUUCUUCAAACUUUACCCAACUCACGGAGGGAAACAGCAAACUUAGUUAAUGAAUGUCCAGUUUGUUUUGGUGAAGUUGAAGAUCCGUAUCUUCUUACAUUAUGUGGUCAUGCCUAUUGUUUUGCUUGCAUCACACAGUAUCUUAACAAUGUUUUUGAUUCAGUAAAAAGUGCGGACAUGUUUCCACAGAAAUGUAUGUGUGAAAAGUGCGAGUAUUAUGCAAUCAAAGAAGAUUACUCAAAGCUGUUAGAUGUGGAUCAAAUUGAAAAGCUCUACCGUAUUUCGUUGGAAUGUUUCAUGAUUGGUAACCCCAACAUCAAGCCCUGCCCCACACCUGAUUGUUCCUGGAUAUAUGAAAUCACUCCAAAGCCAGAUGUUUUUGACUGUCCUGAAUGUAACAUUCGUUUGUGUCGAAAAUGUGGUGAUUCAGUUCAUAAAAUGUUUGAUACAUGUGAAGCAUUCAAAGCCAGCAAAGAUCCGUCGCAGUCAAACAGACUUUAUCAAGAAUGGAUCGCGAGAGCAGAUACCCGCAAGUGCCCAAAAUGUUUUGUCAUGAUCGAGAGAAACAAGGGAUGUUCGCACGUAGCGUGUACCCAGUGUAAGGCUCACAUCUGUUGGAAAUGUGGAGAAACGUUUGACACAAGCUCUGCAUGUUAUCAUCACAUAGAAUCGUGUAGAAGUAAUUGAUUGUUAGAGUCAUAGGCGUACGGGCCUAAAAAUUUUGCAGGAACAGGUGAAUGAUUUUAGCAAAAAUUACCCGACACUAGUUCAAAUUGCCCGACUUAUCGCCGAGUUCUGCAAAUAUUGCCGAAAUAGAUUUAAAUUUCCUAGGGGGAAAGCAGCUUCCCUUGCCCCUUCCCCUUGCUCCACGCCUGUCCCAUACGCCUAUGGUUACAGUCAUUAAUCUUGAAACCGUUUCAAGACCUAAGCAACUUGAUUUACCUUUAAAUCAAACUUAUUGAUUUAAACUGAUUACAAUUUUGUAGUUUUGCGUUUGAUCUCACGCACACCACUCAAUGUAUUUGCCAUUAAUUAUCUAGGUUACCCGAUACGGGCCGAUAGGUAGAAAUGCUGCCGGAAAGCACGACAGUGUUCAGCUUGCGAAUCUCGUUUCCAUCUGGAGUUCUUUAUAAAAAAGUAAUACCCAAGGAUGGAGAAUGCAGUCUUGUCAGAUCUCAUUAAUUAUCAUUAAAAUUGAUUAGUACCGAAAUUACAUCAGUAAUAGGGUAAAAAUAUACUAGAAACUAUUCACAGCUCUUUUUAAUGACACGUUGUGGUAAAAAUGAAUUUAUAAAACGAUUAGUCUUACAGAGGAAUGGUAAUAACGUCUUAAUUCAUAACUGAGUAAAAAAU